AUGAGUGGAAUCCACCGAUUCCUGACACGUCGCGACCGACACCAAAAGUUGCACAAGCAAAGCAAAGAAGAGGCAUCCCACCUUCUCUCGCGGCCGCUAUUCCAGAACUUCUUCAAGUCAGAAACCAAGCUAGAGAAUAACCAGGAACAUGACAAGAAGGUCAAAGCCCUCAUCCAACGCAUUAAACAACUCGGCAUCACUGCAUUAGAGGAGGAACAUAUCAGCUAUGCAUUACAAGCUACCCAAGGAGAUACAGAAAAGGCCUUCAGUCUACUUCUUUUGCUGGAGGACUCCAUUGAAGGCAUUAUUAGGACCUACACACCCAACACAAAGCUUCUAGGAGCAGAGAAUCGUGCUGGAGUUACAUGCUACCUGGAUGCAUUAUUGUUCGCCAUGUUCGCACGGCUUGAUUGUUUCGAAGCCAUCCUCUACAAGUCAUUUAGUGAUGAGCCGCGUCGAAAGCUUGCAGUUCUUCUGAGAUUCUGGGUGAAUCUUUUGCGAUCAGGAAAACUCAUUACAACUGAUAUGACAAAACAUUUACAGGAUGCUUUAGCGGAAUGUGGAUGGGAAGAUGCGGCCAAACUUCGCCAACAAGAUACAUCAGAAGCAUUUACAUUCAUCACUGAGAAGCUUGAGCUACCACUCUUGACUCUAAAGAUGGAUAUUUUUCACACCGGCAAAGAGGAUGAAAGCGAUGACCACAAGUUCAUCAACGAAAGGCUUCUGGAAGUUGCCAUUCCACCCGAGCCGACCGAUGGAGAGCAACCACUUACUUUGGAAGACUGUCUGGAAGCCUAUUUCAAUAACAGGAUUGAAGUAAAACGACACAUGGAGCGACGCAACACAGCUACCUCAAUCCGAUCAACGGAUUCUGCUUCCAUAUCCAAGGGCUCCACUACACAUGUUGAGGCCAUCGAGAUUGAGACUACGCCUACACUAUCCCCUAAGUCAUCUCACACUCUACAACCUGAAAGGCCCGGCCCGUGGUCAUCAUUCACUGAGUUCACUGAAGCCCUCGGCUCAUCUCGAACUCCUGGUCGACGCGCUAGUAUUGUUCAGGAGCGCUUUUUCCCAGAAUCAAGUGAAGACACAACUUCCGAUGAUACCAAUGAUGGGACCGAGAAAGCCGUCACUCCGGAAGGGCAGCCCCGAAGGGGAGUCUACAAGAAGGAAGUGAUGAUGCCUGCAUGGCAAUUUUUCAGCUUGAUUCCGUGGUACACGGAUAAUACGCCAACAAAUGAUGCACAAGUUGCCGCGCACUUUUCCUCCAAACGGCCAAUCCUUGGAAUGUGCCUCAAGCGCUAUUCGGUCUUGCCAAAUGGCAAGGCCGUCAGACUCAACACACAUAUCGAUAUUCCAACCGAGAUUGGCCUGCCUCACUUUAUCCAGGAUGACAACCUGGAUGCAAACGCUCCCAUCUAUGGCAAUUUCAAACUCUCUUUGCAGGCUUUGGUCUGCCAUAGGGGCAACUCAGUUGAUUCCGGGCAUUACAUCGCAAUAGUCCGGGGCACUAGCCCCACUGCUGACUCCCCUGGCAGCUCUGGCUCGGAUUCUUCAGAGACAUCGAAACAUUGGAUGCGUUUCGAUGAUCUUGCAGCAGAACGGGUGACUCUGGUUGACAUUGAUCAAGCACUGAAAACCGAAUCCCCCUAUCUCUUGUUUUAUCAAAUUCUUCCGAUAUCCGAAGAUCCAUCUGCUGUCAAUAUUCAGCCUGCGCCAUCCUCUCGGGCGUCAGAUGGCAGCACACUGGGCGAUCAACUAGAUUUAACCGAUGACAUGGCUUCUGACCGACCAAGUGUUGAGAUUACUGGACCCCCUGAAGCUCCUGAAGCUGGCACGCCGACUUUGACCAAUCCCCCAAGGCGUUCCAGUGUAACGUUCUCAGAAAACAGCAACCCAAGCGGUCUUCAGCCGAAUUCUAUUCCAUCAUCGUCGCCUAGAUUGGCACCUAUGGAAGAAGAAGGCACAAACAACUGGCGGUCGUUCUCUCGUCGUGGAUCCCGAACAACUAGGAGCAAUCCUGGAAGCCGUGCCGGCAGUCAAACCGGCGAAAACAGAAUCAGCGCUACUUUCUCGCGUUUCGCUGGACGUCUGAGCCGAGACAAAAUCAACAACGAUGGAUUUAACGAGGAUGGCGAAGGACACGAGUCUGCAUUGGACAUCGACGAGACAAUGGACGAGAUGAAGCUUGGGCCAGGUGCUUAUGAGAAGGAAAAGCAAGGAAGAGGACGAACAAAAGAUCGUGAGCGAAACAAGGGCAAGUCCAAGGAGAAAUCCAAGGAAAAGAGCAAGAGACCGGACCGGGAAUGUAUGGUGAUGUGA
Molecule: messenger RNA, 2322 nt
Organism: Penicillium antarcticum
Lineage: Eukaryota; Fungi; Ascomycota; Eurotiomycetes; Eurotiales; Aspergillaceae
Product: ubiquitin C-terminal hydrolase family protein
Exons: 5
Coding region: 1-2322 (773 amino acids)
Biological process (GO): protein deubiquitination
Cellular component (GO): nucleus; cytosol
Molecular function (GO): cysteine-type deubiquitinase activity; cysteine-type endopeptidase activity
Source: RefSeq, a predicted model, not a curated record